AUGUGUUUGCAGUCUGCCAAACACAAGCACCUCCAGCAGCAGCAGCAGCAGCAGCAGCAGGGACUAACCAUCUUCCACGAUAUUUUCCGACGCGCAGACAAGAACGAUGACGGAAAGCUGUCGUUUGAUGAGUUCAAUACCUACUUUGCAGAUGGAAUCCUUACCACCGGGGAGCUGCAGGAGCUGUUCUACUCCAUCGACGGACGCCAGAACAACAAUCUGGAAACAGACAAGCUCUCAGAUUAUUUCUCCCAACACCUGGGCGAAUAUCUCAGCGUGCUUUCAUCUCUGGAGAGCCUGAACAUUGCUAUUCUGAAAGCCAUGGACAAAACUAAAGAGGAGUACCAGGGCUCCAGCGUUCUGGGCCAGUUUGUGACACGCUUCAUGCUCAGGGAGACGUCGAGCCAGCUGUUGUCUCUGCAGAGGUCCCUGCAGUACGCCAUGGAGGCAGUGGAGGAGCAGAGCAGCCCGGCCCCAGAAGCAACGUCCACUGACCUGACAACGGCGCCGAGAAACACCAGACGUUGUGGUCAGAAGAUCCAUAACAAUCCCUGCGUCUCUCUGCCCGACCCACGCUCCGUCUUAACCAAUGGUGUGAGCGAGGACCACGAGGAGAAGUGCUGCACCCAAAUCAACAAACUCCAACAGCUCCUGGACAAGCUCGAGUGCCAGGGUCCCAAGUUGGAGCCACUCCGCGAGGACACGCAGGCCGGCCCUCAGUCGAACAUCCUGCUGGUUCAGAGGCAGAUGUCCGUGAUCGACGACUACGCAGACAAGUUUCAGAUGGUUUUGAAGAGUUAUCUCGCGGCCACGGCGUCCAACACCGACAACCUGCAUGUGUCAGUUCAGAAGCUCCCAGGAAAGUCGUCUUACAUAAUGUAUGAGUUCUGGCAGGAUCAUCUCUCCUGGAUGAGCUACCUCCAGUCCAACAGCAGUAAGGACUUCCAGCGCUGUGUGAUCGACUUGUUGGAGGAUGCAGAGAUGGUGUCCACCAUGUUGCUCCCAGAGCAUUUUAUCAUCACAAUCUCCGAUGGCGGCGUCUGGCAGCCUCAGCGGGGCCUCAGCGGGGCCUCAGCGGAGCCUCAGCGGAGCCUCAGCGGAGCCUCAGCGGAGCCUCAGCGGAGCCUCAGCGGAGCCUCAGGGGAGCCUGGAGUGAAUGAAGAAUUACUUCUGUGGAGCGCUUUGAGAGGCCGUUGA
Knipowitschia caucasica is the source of this 1197-nucleotide messenger RNA. Lineage: Eukaryota; Metazoa; Chordata; Actinopteri; Gobiiformes; Gobiidae. The record is from the annotation of a GenBank genome assembly.